AUGGCCCCCAGUCCCCUCUUUGAGAGGACUCCUCAAGCAAAUUCACUGACACUUUCAUGUUCUAGCUAUGGCGAGUCCCACUGCCGUUCUGUCGGCUGCAUCGUCGACGGCUGCCCGCCGGGCAUGCAACUCACCGAGGACGACAUCCAGCCGCAGAUGACUCGCCGCCGGCCGGGCCAGAGUGCCUUGACGACCCCGCGGAACGAGAAGGACCGGGUAGAGAUUCAGUCAGGCACGGAGUUUGGGGUGACCCUGGGCACACCCAUUGGAAUGAUUGUGCGCAACGAGGACCAGAGGCCCAAGGACUACGGCGGCAGCACGAUGGACCUGUUCCCCCGCCCUAGUCAUGCCGAUUUCACCUACCUCGAGAAGUACGGCGUGAAGGCCAGUAGCGGUGGUGGCCGCAGCAGUGCCCGGGAGACCAUUGGUCGUGUCGCGGCCGGAGCCAUCGCCGAGAAGUACCUCCAACUGUCGCAUAAAGUCGAGAUCGUGGCGUUCGUCUCGUCAGUGGGCAACGAGCACCUCUUCCCCCCGACAGCGGAGCACCCAUCCGCAUCAACCAACCCCGAGUUCCUGAAACUAGUCGAGACAAUCGACCGGCCGACAGUGGACUCGUUCGCACCGAUCCGGUGCCCGAACGACGAAGCCGGCGCGCGCAUGACCAAGCUCGUCGAGAAAUUCCGCGACAACCACGACAGCAUCGGCGGCACCGUGACCUGCGUGAUCCGCAACGUGCCCGUGGGGCUGGGCGAGCCGUGCUUCGACAAGCUGGAAGCGAAGCUGGGCCAUGCGAUGCUCAGCAUCCCCGCAACAAAGGGGUUCGAGAUCGGGUCCGGGUUCGGCGGCUGCGAGGUGCCGGGCUCGAUCCACAACGACCCGUUCGUCGCUUCCGCCGACGGCGCGGGCCUGACCACCAAGACCAACAACUCCGGCGGCAUUCAGGGCGGCAUCUCCAACGGCGCGUCCAUCUACUUCCGUGUCGCCUUCAAGCCGCCCGCUACUAUCGGCCAGGCCCAGACGACUGCUUCGUAUGGGUUCGAGGAGGGUGUUCUCGAGGCCAAGGGCCGCCAUGAUCCCUGCGUCGUGCCCCGCGCUGUCCCCAUCGUCGAGACGAUGUCUGCCCUCGUCGUCAUGGAUGCCCUUAUGGCUCAGUAUGCCCGUGAGAGCGCGAAGAACCGGCUGCCCCCGUUACCCAACACUAUCUUGCCCACUAAGCCGACCACUUCCCCCAACGGUGCCCCUGCGUCGUAA
This is a messenger RNA of Penicillium alfredii, 1251 nucleotides long. Its product is annotated as bifunctional chorismate synthase/riboflavin reductase [NAD(P)H] ARO2. The record is from RefSeq and is a predicted model, not a curated record. The transcript is spliced from 2 exons. Gene Ontology annotation, molecular function: FMN binding; chorismate synthase activity. The coding region runs from base 1 to 1251 and encodes 416 amino acids. Gene Ontology annotation, biological process: aromatic amino acid biosynthetic process; chorismate biosynthetic process. Lineage: Eukaryota; Fungi; Ascomycota; Eurotiomycetes; Eurotiales; Aspergillaceae. Gene Ontology annotation, cellular component: cytosol.